Molecule: messenger RNA, 3425 nt
Organism: Ictalurus furcatus (blue catfish)
Lineage: Eukaryota; Metazoa; Chordata; Actinopteri; Siluriformes; Ictaluridae
Gene: ddo
Product: D-aspartate oxidase
Exons: 6
Coding region: 226-1242 (338 amino acids)
Molecular function (GO): FAD binding; D-amino-acid oxidase activity
Source: RefSeq, a predicted model, not a curated record
ACACACUUUCUCGCGUAAACAUUUAGCGUUACACGAUACUGUGAGAAAAGGGGGUACGGUUCCUGAACCGUGCUCCACUGUCGAAUAAAUUAUAUGGUUUUAUCGUGGUUCAUUUAGCGUCUAUUUCUUCAGGUCUGGCAGAAAGUGGACUAUUCCAUCUCCACCUAUUUCUAGUGAUAUUGCUGAGGUGUGGGACGUGCAUGAAGCAAGCAGUAAAACUCCAGAAUGAAGAAGGUGCAAGUUGUCGUAAUUGGAGCAGGUGUGGUUGGGAUGUCUACAGCCGUGUGUAUAGCGGAGGCUUUGCCCUUCUGCACCGUCACUGUACUGGCUGAGAAAUUCUCUCCAGACACCACUAGUGAUGUAGCUGCUGGGAUCCUUCUGCCCAAGGAGAUUCAAGGUGUUCCUCUGGAACGGCAGCAACGUUGGUUUAAAGGCACAUUUGAUCAUCUGCUGACAAUUACUGAAUCACCACAGACCUCAGAAGCAGGAGUAUUCAUGAGUUCAGGAUACCAAAUAUUCAAAGAGGUCCCUAGUAUCACAAAACCAUACUGGGCUGAUAUUGUGUUUGGAUUUCGGAUUAUGACGGAUCGUGAGAUGAAGAGAUUCCCUAAUUAUAAGUUUGGUCAAGCUAUAACGACUUUAAAGUGUGAAAGCCUCAGAUAUCUGCCAUGGCUGGAGAAAAGGUUGACCAAAGCAGGUGGUCAGAUGAAACGAGAGAAAGUGACCGACCUUCAGCAGCUUGCUCAUAGCUACGAUGUCAUCGUCAACUGCUCAGGCCUCGGCUCCCGUUCUUUGGUGGGAGAUGAGCAGGUCUACCCAGUACGUGGCCAGAUUCUCAAAGUUCAUGCUCCCUGGCUGAAGCAUUUCAUUCGUGUUAUAGAUGAAAAUGACUACAUCUACCCUGGCAUCGACUACGUCACUCUGGGGGGUACACAGCAGGCGAAUGAUUGGCGUUUGGAGGUGGAUAAGGAUGAUAGCAAGGGCAUCAUGGAGCGCUGCAGUAAGCUUGUACCAGCCCUAAGGACCGCCCAGGUGCUGGGAGAAAAGGUGGGACUGAGGCCUGGCAGGAGUAACCUGCGUCUAGAGAGAGAAUGGCUGCAGGUUCAGGAGCGGCAGGUGCCACUGGUUCACAACUAUGGCCAUGGCUCCUGGGGCAUCUCUCUGAGCUGGGGCAGUGCACUAGAGGCACUGGACUUGGUGAGGAGAAGUCUGCAUGAGAAACCACCUCGUGCCAGACUGUGAAUGCACAGAAAUCAUAUAGACAUAAGCUCCCUGGACAAAAAAUGACUAUACAAUAGGGGUUUCCAAACUUUUUUUAAAGGGUGCCAGAUUAGACUACAUUAAAAAUAUAUAUAUAUAUAGGAGUUGAGUGGAGGCAUAAGUAUUAGAAGUGCAAGAAAUUACACAAGCAACUCAUUUUUUCUCCACAGACUAGGUGUGCAGCUCAGCUAGAGCUCGUAGGUUUACACUUUCAUUUCAUUAACAUUUAUGGCAUUUGCAUCAAAUAAAACCUCAGAGCUUGGCCAACAACUGAAAAUCAAGUUUUACAAGUUUAUUAACUUACAUUCAUUCAGGUGCAGUACCUAUUGACACUUUAAAAUAUUUGUGGAUGUGUGCUCUUAGUGGAUGCCAUUAUAUUUUAGCUGGGGAGCUAAAAAUAUCAUUAUAUUCACUGACCAAAUUCAUCAAAUUAAUCUAAUCCAAUAGCUGUAGUAUUGAGAGAACUUGCAGCAAACUAUGAACUAACACAAUUAUUAAAAAUGAUGUAAUUGUUUUUUAGUUUAGCUAUCGCCUGUGAUUCCUUUUACAUUUGCUAAGUUUAAGUGAUUUAUACGUGCAACAGCUAGAAUUAUAUUAAUAACAUAAAUUUGCACUAUGCUUAUUGGUUAUAUAGAGCACUAUAGGCUUAUGUGCUCAAGUGUAAUUAUUAUAAUUAUUUUAAUAAACAUAUUUUUUGAUUAACAAACUUUAUCUCGUUGGAUUUUGUCUAAAAACAGAGACAGAAACAGAGGUUGCCAAGUAGUAGCUGCUUGUUAGAACUUGCAGGAGAAUCACAGCCUGCUGGAAAUUAGAGAAAGAAAGUAAAGGAAAGCUUGUGUCCUUAUGGACAUUUUUGUCUUUUUCAUUUUUGUAUUUUUUUAAAUCAUUUUGUCUGUGUUAAUGCAAACAGCAUAAAUUUUGCAAAAGUUGUGUAUUUUUAUUGGAAUUUUAAUCUCUCACCCUCAUUUGCUUUCAUAAAUCUACUGUAGGUACACAAAAUAGCUACACUCAGGACCUUAAGGACAAAAAUGUUCCCAUUGAAACCCAUUCAAACUGCAAUAUUUAAUCCCAGUGACUUUUAAGCAUAAAAUCCUGCAUUCUGUGUUAAUAGGCUUUUAUUUUGUUGACAAGGUUUCAAAACAUUGAAUUAAAAAAAAAAAUCUGCAAUGUGUAGUAUUUUCUCAGAUUUAGCCUAUGGGGAAAAGACAUGUUUUUCCUUUUUUUCUGAUUCUAUUGUAUUAUAGAGCACUGCAGACCAACUGAAUAAAUGACGCAGCUAUAAUAGUGUGGAUGUGUUUGUAUGGGUAUCAGAGUUCUGGUUUGGUAUGUGUGUACUGAAAAUUUUGUGUGUGUGUGUGUGUGUGUGUGAGAACAGUUUGAAAGAAAGAAAUUAUAUUGUACUGGAAAUCACAAACCCCACGCCAUGUAUACGAGACAAAAGAGGUUGCUGAGCUUUGAAGAUUUUUUGAAUUAUGUAAAGAAACCAGUUAAAAUUCUUAAAAUUAAUGAAUGUUUGGGAGUUAUGAUUAGAACUGAUGCUGGUUAAAAAAAAAUCAAUGUCAGUGAAAGUGGAAAAAAAUAUUAAUAUAUUUUGGAGUUUUUGGACAUGGACGUUUUUGCCUUCUAUGGACCUAUGUGUAACUUUUUUUUUUUUAUUGACGCGCAAGGGUUAAGAAGGAGAACGAGGAACUUGUAGAACAUAGAUAGAAGAAGGAAUUUCACAGUUUGGUGAUGAGAAUCAUAAGAUACAGAGGACAGAAAAGGAAACUGCUUGGCUGAUGCUAAUUGAGUAGUUAACAAGAAAGGUUGUGUGAAACUGAAAGGAAAAAGAGAACAAGGCAAAUAUGGCAGAAGACAAGCAUAAAAUCGAACAGAGUGCCAAGAGGAGACAGAUGACGAUGAAAGAUGAUGCAAAGAAGAGAUUUGUCAAGUCCAUGAUGUGCCAUAAGGAGUACAAGUAUUGCAGAUAGACAGAUUAAAGGAGCGAGACAAAUGGAGGUGGCAUUCUACAUAUUCAAUUUCGACACCUCCCAAUCAAACAGGAACAGAGAUGCUGGCAAGGAAAGGGAUCAUGGUCAGAGGAGGCCAUUGCAUAUAAAAUCACGUACCUUUGAUUUUGCAAUGCAACUUAAGGAAAAAGGCCAUUAAUACUGAAAAUCUUUGGG